AUGUACACUCUCCAACUGGGAAGCGGGGGGCUGCCAGGAUGUGUGUUCGAGUGCAGCUCGUCUACUUCGUUCAGCCCUUCGUCUACCGCGCCAGCCCCGAACAACGAUAACGGUACCUUGUCGACAGGUGCAAAAGCUGGCAUUGGUGUGGGCGCGGCUAUCGGUGUCAUCGCGCUGGUUGCUAUAGGUAUCUUGAUCGGAAUAAGGACGCAGAAGAAGAAGAAGAAGAAGAAGAAGAAGAAGAAGAAGAAGAAGAAGAAGAAGAAGAAGAAGAAGAAGAAGAAGAAGAAGAAGAAGAAGGAUAUGAGGGAGGAGACGGGGUAUCACGAGCCGGCCAAAGAACUGCCACCAAGUUAUAGAUACGAAGCCCCGGCUAUGGGACCACUAGUGGCACUGGCUGGGGAUCAGAGACAACCACAGGAAGUGCCUGGGGGUAUUCGUCGACCUGUGCUGUAG
Alternaria incomplexa is the source of this 456-nucleotide messenger RNA. RefSeq lists its product as uncharacterized. The record is from RefSeq and is a predicted model, not a curated record. The transcript has 2 exons. The coding region runs from base 1 to 456 and encodes 151 amino acids. NCBI's taxonomy places the organism in Eukaryota, Fungi, Ascomycota, Dothideomycetes, Pleosporales, Pleosporaceae.